AUGGCCAAGGAUGAGCCGCUGGACGAGAAGUUCAGUUACCUGCUUCAACAGGAAAUCAAGGGCUACAACCUACGGCUGAAGAAAUGGUUCGACCUGGAAGUUUACCGAAUCUCCGAAGUCGACUGGAACGUGGAGGCGUUUGAAAACCUGCUCAUCGAACGAAAAGCCCGAAAUCUCAUCCUAGCACUGGUCAGCAAUCAGAUAGGGGCGGAGAGAUCAACGGGUCUCAUUGCUGGCAAGGGAAAUGGCCUCAUCUUGCUGUUGCAUGGUGGACCAGGCACAGGCAAAACCCUGACUGCUGAGAGUGUUGCCGAAAUAGCCCAGAAGCCGCUGUAUCGUGUGACCUGUGGAGAUGUGGGUACAAAAGCAGAAGACGAUGAGAAGUAUCUUGAAUCGGUCCUCCAUCUUGGCAAGAUAUGGGGCUGUGUCGUCCUGCUUGGCGAAGCUGAUUCUAGGCCAAUACCAACCAUUAACGGGUGUGGGAGAACUUCAUCAGGCGUCUCGAGUCCUUUGGUGACGACAAGAUUGAUACGGCCGAUCUUCGCCCACCACUUUGAGGAUUUGAGCAAGGAGAAGAUGAAUGGUCGACAGAUCCGAAAUGCCAUCACCACCGCCAGGCAAUAUGCCGAAUGGCAAUCUGGACAAUCGAAAGAUGGCACGACAAAGAAAAUGACGUAUGAGCACCUGAAGGACGUGAUCGAGGUUGCCGGCCGCUUUGACAAGUACCUUGACAAGCCUUAUGGCGGGUUUUCAGUAGAUCGGCUUGCAGAGGAUGACGGAUUGAGGCUUGCUUGA
Messenger RNA from Cladophialophora psammophila CBS 110553, 795 nucleotides. RefSeq lists its product as uncharacterized. Gene Ontology annotation, molecular function: ATP binding; ATP hydrolysis activity. The record is from RefSeq and is a predicted model, not a curated record. Bases 1 to 795 code for a protein of 264 amino acids. NCBI's taxonomy places the organism in Eukaryota, Fungi, Ascomycota, Eurotiomycetes, Chaetothyriales, Herpotrichiellaceae. The transcript is spliced from 2 exons.